Salarias fasciatus (jewelled blenny) is the source of this 1726-nucleotide messenger RNA. RefSeq names its product phospholipid phosphatase 4 (gene plpp4). Gene Ontology annotation, cellular component: membrane. The transcript has 7 exons. Gene Ontology annotation, biological process: phospholipid metabolic process; phospholipid dephosphorylation. The coding region runs from base 190 to 1047 and encodes 285 amino acids. Gene Ontology annotation, molecular function: phosphatidate phosphatase activity. The record is from RefSeq and is a predicted model, not a curated record. Lineage: Eukaryota; Metazoa; Chordata; Actinopteri; Blenniiformes; Blenniidae.
AGGAGAAGCCAGAAGGGACAGGCUGCUGCAGGUGACCGAGUUGCAAUGGAGGCGCGCGGCAUGCGCGAUUAGGAGAGCGCCGCUUCAGGAAGCGUCGGCUUUGUUGAAGUGGAUUACAAAAGUGAGCAACCUCCCGAACUGACCAGGACCACCUUAAUCCUUCUCACUUGACGGAUUUCUUUCGUAAUCAUGAACGUGUCACCCCCGGACCGAAGGAAAAACAUGCGGGAAUUGGCUUUGGAGAUUGGCAUCCGAGUUCUGCUCUUCGGAGUUUUUGUAUUCACAGAGUUUCUGGAGCCCUUCGAGAGAGUGAUUCAACCGGAAGAGCUUUGGCUGUACAAGAAUCCUCUGGUUGAGUCAGACCACAUUCCCAAGAGGGUUAUGUUUGCAAUUUCCUUCCUUACCCCGCUGGCAGUGAUAUUUGUGGUGAAGAUAAUUCAGAGGACGGACAAGACAGAGAUCAAAGAAGCUUGUUUAGCUGUUUCCCUGGCUCUUGCUCUUAAUGGAGUCUUCACAAAUACAAUCAAGUUGAUUGUUGGCAGGCCAAGGCCAGAUUACUUUCAGCGUUGUUUCCCGGACGGACAAGCGAAUGUGAAGAUGCUCUGCACUGGCGAGCCAGAGCUCGUCUCAGAGGGACGCAAGAGCUUCCCCAGCAGCCAUUCUUCCUUUGCUUUCUCGGGACUCGGUUUCACAUCCUUCUACCUGGCGGGAAAGCUGCAGUGUUUCACAGAUCAGGGUCGAGGGCGUAGCUGGCGCCUUUGUGCCAUGGUCCUGCCUCUUUACAGCGCCAUGAUGAUUGCGUUGUCCCGCACCUGCGACUACAAGCACCACUGGCAAGACGCCUUCGUCGGGGGAGUGAUCGGGUUGCUGUUCGCAUACAUCUGCUACCGCCAGCACUACCCGCCCUUCCUGCACACAGACUGCCACCUGCCUUACGCCAGUCUCUCUGCUGCCACCCACAUGCCCGCGCAGCCUCUGGACGACCCGCAGCCGACCGACAACGCCACCACCCUCCCCCUGGAGGGCUUAACCGAAGGGCCGGUAUGACUAGUGGCCACCACCGAGACUUCCCUCAGCACCCUCAGCAAGCCGCCCAGCCCGCCCCCCAUUGCCAGUGACUGACGGGCUCUUGUAUACAUUCCAGUGGACGGCAGAACACUUCACCCACCUCCAUACUGUCAGACCCGGUCUCGGUGACACCUACGGUUUUUUGUGUUUGUUUUCUUUUUGAUCCAGUUUGCUGUUCAGCAGCCACUGAAGUCUAUAUUUAGAUGCAGUGUUAAAGAGGAACCUACAAAUAUGGGACUUCACCACUGAGAGGGAGGAGUGAAACACAUGCUGGAAAACCUGCAGAAAUGUCCUGGAAGGCUGUGAAGGAAAAAAUAAAUAUUCUCAGCUUUACUGGAACUUUUCUUAAUGAGAAACAUGGUUGGCAGAUUGUUUUAUGAUGAGCUAUGUUUAUUUGUUCAGCUGUUUGAAAGAUUUGUGCAAAUAGAUGCAGAGAUCCUAAGAUAUCCGAUGAAAUGUGACAGAAAUCACGACAUCAAAAAACAUUUAGAAGUAUUGUGUGUGUUACACCCAACAGUAAUGAUGGGAUCUGAUAUUUCAACAACAAAUAAUGCUUUAGAUAUUUUCUGAAUUUUCAGGAGGGAAUAAUCUAUAUUCAUAGCCCCUGAUUUCUUUGUUGUCCAUGGCAAUGUAAUGCUGAACACAGGACACUCUUGGG